AGCACACUAGUUCCCGGUUGCCGGUCGAUCGCGGUGCCAUAUUUUCGCGGUAUCUUAAGUAAGCGUGACCGGUUAUCAGCGACGUCGGUAAACAUCGGGUUGUGAAGCUCAUCGAAUUCGAUGAAGUGAUACCAGUGCACAUCUUGAACCCUGUGACAACAGGCGCCGAUUUCCUCUGUGUGAUUCUUGAGGGAUACAUCUUCACAAUGACUGAAGCUGCUAAAUCUAUCAAUUACAUCCAAUCGGAGCUGAUUCCGGAAAUGGUAGAACGCUGUGAGUUGACCAUCGAUGGAAUCGACCGGAAUGAUACCGUGCGAUUGGAUUCUGUAGAAGCCAAACCUUUGCAGGCUGAUGGAACGUUCAUGCUGACAGUUUUGUACAAGGUCAAGGUAACGUUGAGCAGUGCAAAAGAUGGUCAUCUUCAACAAGAACAUCGUUUGGUUGUGAAGAUUACCCCUCAAUGCGCAGAGGAGAUGUACAUAGGAUGUCAAUUUGAUACUUUGUUCGAGAAUGAAACAACCGCCUACACCGACAUCAUUCCAACUCUAGGAAAAGCAGACCUGUAUCCCAGAUAUUUUUACUCACAUCGUAAGCCUUUUGAAGCUGUUAUGGUGCUCAGUGACUAUUCCAUCGACGGAUGGAAAAUGGCUCCGAUGGUUGUUAAUCUACCCCUGGAAUACUGUCUGCUGGGAGCUCGGGCGUUGGGACGAUUUCAUGGUGAGUGUUACGCCUUGAAAGAGCAGCACCGUGAAUCGUUCGAUAGUAUCAUUGGCAAGUUUAAGGAAGCACGCUACGGAAGUGAUCCGGGUAAUAUGAAGUGGAUGGACAUCAUGAAAACUGGACCAGUACGUGCGGUGAAGGCCGUCCGUGAAAGCGCUUUCGCCGAAUUGAUUCCGGAUGAAUUUCUGCAGCAGUUUGCCGCUUUGCUUUCCGAUCCUUGGGAGUAUCAGAAGAAGAGUGUCAUUCCGGAGGAGCCACUGGCAGUAAUUUGUCACGGAGACUACCUGCGUAAUAAUAUUGCAUUCAAAUUUGCUGAUGGAAAGACUCCAGAUAAACCAACCCAUGCGAUGAUGUUCGAUUUCCAAACACUCCGGUACGCAUCGCCGAUGAUUGAUUUUGCCACUUUCAUAGCCAACUCAACGGGGUACGACGUGCGGGAGCAGCAUUUCGAAACCAUAUUCAAAACAUACCACGACGAGCUGGUGCAGACGCUUUGCAGUAUUAUCGAGACCGAUCCGGGUGACUUACCGCAGCAUUACAGCUAUGAGUCGUUCCGGAGGGAGUUUACGCAUUAUUAUAUCUAUGGAUUUCUGAUAGCUAGCAGUUUCCUCAUGAUUCUACAUGAGCCAAUGGAAAAUAUUUUCGCAAUGGAAGACUGGACCCUAGAGGAAACCAUCGAGGAUGCCAUGAAGCGUGGGGGAGCCGUCCUUGAUAAGGAGCUCGCUGCAAUGAUUUAUGAAAUCUACAAACUACAUAUUAAAUUCGGAAUGGACCUAAGAUAAUCGGUGUCAAAGUAUUUUUACUGGCAUUUGUUAUUUAAUGGGGUAUUAUGAUUUUUUUUCUUUUCACU
Messenger RNA from Ochlerotatus camptorhynchus, 1570 nucleotides. RefSeq lists its product as uncharacterized. The record is from RefSeq and is a predicted model, not a curated record. The transcript has 6 exons. The coding region runs from base 207 to 1502 and encodes 431 amino acids. NCBI's taxonomy places the organism in Eukaryota, Metazoa, Arthropoda, Insecta, Diptera, Culicidae.